Messenger RNA from Callithrix jacchus (white-tufted-ear marmoset), 9824 nucleotides. The record is from RefSeq and is a predicted model, not a curated record. Lineage: Eukaryota; Metazoa; Chordata; Mammalia; Primates; Cebidae.
CUGAGGUAACAAGACUAAUGAAGGUCCGGCCCUCCCUAGUACAGGAGGCAGGUAAACGGUCGUACUGUGACAGAUGCUCCAAUGUGGAUGUGCUUGCAAAGGCUAGGGACAGCGCAGGAGGAAGGAGCAAUCCAUUCUGCCGAGACUGUGAGUACCAGGAAAGCAUGGCAAUGGGCCUUGAAGGAUGAGGAGUUUGCCGGACACAGAGACUGAGGAGGGCAGCACGAACAUGGCAACCGGUGUGUUUCUCAUCCCAGAAGGAGAAGACUUUAGCCACUGUGAUGCCUGAGAAUCCAGUGAGUGUGACGUUUCUCCAGGUACUUCAUGCUGUUCGUCUCUGUCCUCGCCACAGCACUGGUGCACACGACUCCUGAACCAUGGGGGAGAACGAGGAUGAGAAGCAGGCCCAGGCGGGGCAGGUUUUUGAGAACUUUGUCCAGGCGUCCACGUGCAAAGGUACCCUCCAGGCCUUCAACAUCCUCACACGACAGCUGGACCUAGACCCUCUGGACCACAGAAACUUUUAUUCCAAGCUCAAGUCUAAGGUGACCACCUGGAAAGCCAAAGCCCUGUGGUACAAACUGGAUAAGCGUGGUUCCCACAAAGAGUAUAAGCGAGGGAAGUCGUGCACGAACACCAGGUGUCUCAUUGUUGGGGGAGGACCCUGUGGCUUGCGCACUGCCAUUGAACUUGCCUACCUGGGAGCCAAAGUGGUCGUGGUGGAGAAGAGGGACACCUUCUCCAGGAACAACGUGCUACACCUCUGGCCUUUCACCAUCCACGACCUUCGGGGCCUGGGAGCCAAGAAGUUCUAUGGGAAGUUCUGUGCUGGCUCCAUCGACCAUAUCAGUAUUCGCCAACUACAGCUCAUUCUCUUCAAGGUGGCCCUGAUGCUGGGAGUUGAAAUCCAUGUGAAUGUGGAGUUUGUGAAGGUUCUAGAGCCUCCUGAAGAUCAAGAAAAUCAAAAGAUUGGCUGGCGGGCAGAAUUUCUCCCUGCAGACCACUGUCUGUCAGAGUUUGAGUUUGACGUCAUCAUUGGUGCUGACGGCCGCAGGAACACCCUGGAAGGGUUCAGAAGAAAAGAAUUCCGUGGGAAGCUGGCGAUUGCCAUCACCGCCAACUUCAUAAACAGAAACAGCACAGCGGAGGCCAAGGUGGAAGAGAUUAGCGGUGUGGCUUUCAUCUUCAAUCAGAAAUUUUUUCAGGACCUUAAAGAAGAAACAGGCAUAGAUCUUGAGAACAUUGUUUACUACAAGGAUUGCACCCACUAUUUUGUCAUGACAGCCAAGAAGCAGAGCCUGCUGGACAAAGGUGUCAUCAUUAAUGACUACAUCGACACAGAGAUGCUGCUGUGUGCGGAGAACGUGAACCAAGACAACCUGCUCUCCUAUGCCCGGGAAGCUGCAGACUUUGCCACCAACUACCAGCUGCCAUCCUUAGACUUUGCCAUGAACCACUAUGGGCAGCCCGACGUGGCCAUGUUUGACUUCACCUCCAUGUAUGCCUCAGAGAACGCGGCCCUGGUGCGGGAGCGGCAGGCGCACCAGCUGCUCGUGGCCCUCGUGGGUGACAGCUUGCUUGAGCCAUUUUGGCCCAUGGGUACAGGCUGUGCCCGUGGCUUCCUGGCAGCCUUUGACACAGCAUGGAUGGUGAAAAACUGGAACCAGGGCACCCCUCCCCUGGAGCUGCUGGCUGAAAGGGAAAGUCUCUACCGGCUAUUGCCUCAGACAACCCCGGAGAACAUCAACAAGAACUUUGAGCAGUACACGUUGGACCCAGGGACGCGGUACCCAAACCUCAACUCAAACUGUGUCCGGCCCCAUCAGGUGAAGCAUUUGUACAUCACUAAGGAGCUGGACCACUAUCCGCUCGAGAGACUGGGCUCAGUGAGGAGAUCUGUCAGCCUCUCUAGGAGGGAGUCAGAUAUCCGGCCAAGCAAGCUCCUAACCUGGUGCCAGCAGCAGACAGAGGGCUACCAGCAUGUCAACGUCACUGACCUGACCACAUCCUGGCGCAGCGGCUUGGCCCUGUGUGCCAUCAUCCACCGCUUCCGGCCUGAGCUCAUCAACUUUGACUCUUUGAAUGAAGACGAUGCUGUGGAGAACAACCAGCUCGCAUUUGAUGUGGCCGAGCGAGAGUUUGGGAUCCCUCCAGUGACCACGGGCAAAGAGAUGGCAUCUGCCCAGGAGCCUGACAAGCUCAGCAUGGUCAUGUACCUCUCCAAGUUCUACGAGCUCUUCCGGGGCACCCCGCUGAGGCCCGUGGAUUCUUGGCGCAAAAACUAUGGAGAAAAUGCUGACCUCAGCUUGGCCAAAGCAUCCAUUUCUAAUAACUAUCUCAACCUCACAUUUCCAAGGAAGAGGACUCCACGAGUGGAUGGUCAAACCGGAGAGAAUGACAUGAACAAACGGAGGCGGAAGGGCUUCAAUAACGUCGACCAGCCUUCAAACUUUUCCAGCCGUAGCUUGGGCUCCAAUCAAGAGUGUGGGAGUAAAGAAGGUGGAAAUCAGAACAAAGUCAAGUCCAUGGCGAAUCAGCUGCUGGCCAAGUUUGAGGAGAGCACUCGGAACCCCUCACUCAUGAAGCAGGAACGCCGUGUCUCAGGGAUAGGUAAGCCCGUCCUGUGCUCUUCCUCUGGCCCUCCUGUUCACUCUUGCUGCCCCAAGCCGGAGGAGCCCACACCCAGCCCGUCACCGCCAUUGAAAAGGCAGUUCCCCUCUGUGGUGGUGACGGGGCAUGUGCUCAGAGAGCUCAAGCAAGUGUCUGCUGGCAGCGAGUGCCUGGGCAGGCCCUGGAGAGCCAGAGCCAAGUCUGACCUACAGCUAGGGGGAACAGAAAAUUUCGCUACCCUGCCUCCUACCCGCCCGAGGGCACAGGCUCUUUCCGGGGUGCUGUGGCGGCUGCAGCAAGUGGAGGAAAAGAUUCUCCAGAAGAGGGCUCAGAACUUGGCCAACAGGGAAUUUCACACAAAGAACAUUAAGGAGAAGGCGGCCCACCUUGCCUCCAUGUUUGGACACGGGGAUUUCCCGCAGAAUAAACUCUCUAAAGGCCUGUCUCAUACUCAUCCUCCAUCUCCUCCCUCUUGCCUUCCGUCUCCUGAUCCAGCUGCUUCUUCUCCAUCAACUGCUGACUCUGCUUCUCCUGCCAGAAAGGAAAAGAAGUCACCUUCAGGGUUCCAUUUUCAUCCCAGCCAUUUGAGAACAGUGCGUCCUCAGCUGACGGUAGGGAAAGUGUCCAGCGGAAUAGGGGCUGCAGCUGAAGUCCUGGUCAAUCUGUACAUGAAUGAUCACAGACCUAAGGCCCAGGCCACCUCUCCAGACCUGGAAUCGAUGCGAAAGUCAUUUCCCCUGAACCUGGGAGGCAGUGACACGUGUUACUUCUGUAAGAAGCGUGUGUACGUGAUGGAGCGGCUGAGUGCCGAGGGCCACUUCUUCCACCGGGAGUGUUUCCGCUGUAGCGUCUGUGCUACCACCUUGCGUCUGGCCGCCUACACCUUUGACUACGACGAAGGCAAAUUUUACUGCAAGCCUCACUUCAUUCACUGUAAAGCCAAUAGCAAACAACGGAAGAGACGGGCAGAGCUGAAGCAACAAAGAGAGGAGGAGGCGACAUGGCAAGAGCAGGAAGCCCCUCGGCGAGACACUCCCACCGAAAGUUCUUGUGCCGUGGCCGCCAUUGGCACCCCGGAAGGCAGUCCCCCAGAUGAGCCCACCUCCCCCAAGAAGCCGAAGAGCAUCUCUGAGCCACAGUACAGUGAUGCGGAAGGAGACGCCGCCUCUCCCCUGCCCUCUGAGUGGACCUCGGUGAGGAUCAGCCCUGGGGAGGAUGCAGCUGGACAGGAUGUGCUGGCUGUGCGUGUCCUGGUCACCAGCGAGGAUAGCAGCUCUGACACAGAGUCUGACUAUGGUGGCUGCGAGCCCUCCCGCCCAGAGCCCUGUGAAGAGAAACCCCGGUCAGCACCUUUGUCUCUACCGCAUGCCUCCCUGAGGAAGGCCCUGAGCAGAGUGGUCUCUCCACAGUGCCCUGAGGAGCCCAAAGCUGUGCAUGCAGCUCUGCAACGUGCCAAUAGCUUCCAGUCUCCAACCCCAAGCAAAUACCAGAACUGGAGGAGAGAAUUCCGGUCGAGUUUGACGCCAGUGAACAAAAGAACCAUGUCACCUCCAAAGGACCCUUCUCCUUCUCCUCCUCUUCCUUCACUGUCUUCUCGUUCAUCUUCCCCAUCAUCUUCUGCAACCAGUGUUUCUGGGAAUGGUUCCUCCCUGCCUCAGCUGACAGCUUCGGAGCCCCUCUCACAGGUCUCAAGAGGUCAUCCAAGUCCUCCCACUCCAACCUUUGGGAGGCGAGCCAUAGCCCAAGGGGCACCCAGGGAAAUUCCCCUGUAUCUGCCUCAUCACCCAGAGCCAGAGUGCGCAGAGUGCUGCCUGGGGAGCCCUGAUGAAGAUGGCAUCUCAGACCCUGCAGAGAUGAUUUCUGUUGAGUGCCAGCCAGCAGAGGCCCCUCUUGGGGACAUCAGAAGCAAGCACAGAGACCCACACCCCAUCUGGGAGGACAGGUGCUUGCCAGGCCAAGAGCUGUCUCCCUUGGCUGGAGAAGACCAGGAAAAAGGGAGUACUGAAACCAGGAAGGAGGAGGAGGGAGGGCCAGUGCUGGCAAAGGAGAAGCCAGGCCUAAAGAAGUUAGUCCUCACUCAGGAGCAGAAGACCAUGUUGUUGGAUUGGAAUGACUCCGUCCCUGAGAGAGUGCACCUCAAAGCUGGGGAGCGACUUUCCCAGAAGACUACUGAGAAUAGUAGAGGAGGCCGUGUGCUAAAACCAGUUCGCCCCUUGCUGCUCCCUGGGGUGACAAGAGAGCCUCUGCCAACCCAGAGAGGGGCUCAGGAGGAGACAGGGACCCCUGCAGAACAAGCUAAAGGGGAGCGAAGCAUGCCUCCACCCAGGUCCCCACUCCGGCUUAUAGCCAAUGCCAUCUGGAGGUCCCUAGAGCCCCUCCUUCCCAACUCUGAAGGUGGGAAGAGGGCCUGGGCCAAGCCAGAAUCCAAAACUUUGCCCACACACAUCAGCACUCGCUCAUUCAGCCUUCGGAAAACCAAUUCCAAUAAAGACAGGGACCAGCAUUCCCCCGGGAGAAACCAGUCCUCAGCCCUUAGCCCUCCUGGCCCUGCCCUUCGCACCCAUAGUUUGCCCAAUCGGCCAUCGAAGAUCUUUCCUGCUCUCACGUCCCCACCGUGCAGCAAGAUUGAAGAUGUCCCCACACUCCUCGAGAAAGUGAGUUUGCAAGAGACCUUCCCAGAUGCUUCUAGGCCUCCAAAGAAAAGAAUCUCACUUUUUUCCUCCCUCAGACUCAAAGACAAAUCCUUUGAGAGUUUCCUUCAAGAAUCCAGACAAAGGAAGGAUAUCAGGGAAUUCUUCAGCAGCCCCAAGAGGGAGGUACCGCCUGAAGACCGUGCACAGGCCCUGGAGAAGCUGCUGCAGCCUUUCAAAGGCACCUCCCUGUGCCAGGCAGCCCCUCCUCCUCCUCCUCCUUCUCCUACAGCUGGAGGUGCAGACUCCAAGAACUUUCCCCUCAGAGCACAGGUAACAGAGGCUUCCUCUUGUGCCUCUUCUACCACCUCCUCCUCUGCAGAUGAAGAAUUUGAUCCCCAGCUUUCCUUGCAGUUAAAGGAGAAGAAGACACUUAGAAGAAGAAAGAAGCUGGAAAAAGCAAUGAAGCAGUUGGUUAAGCAAGAAGAAUUGAAAAGACUCUAUAAGGCUCAGGCCAUCCAGAGGCAGCUGGAGGAGGUGGAGGAGCGGCAGAGGGCUUCUGAGAUCCAGGGUGUGAGGCUGGAGAAGGCAUUGCGAGGAGAAGCAGCAGAUUCAGGCACACAGGAUGAAGCACAGCUUUUGCAGGAAUGGUUUAAGCUGGUUCUGGAGAAGAAUAAAUUAAUGCGAUAUGAGUCGGAGCUCCUAAUCAUGGCCCAGGAACUAGAAUUAGAAGACCAUCAAAGCAGACUGGAGCAGAAACUGAGAGAGAAAAUGCUCAAGGAGGAGAGCCAGAAAGAUGAGAAGGAUUUAAAUGAAGAGCAAGAAAUAUUCACUGAGCUGAUGCAAGUGAUUACGCAAAGGGACAAACUUGUCAAUUCCUUAGAGGAACAACGUGUCAGAGAAAAAGCAGAGGACCAGCACUUUGAAAGCUUCAUAUUCUCCAGCGGCUGUCAGCUGAGCAGGACUUGAGGAGGCUCAUGGUCCCUCUACCUGGCUGCAAGCUGGGACCGGAUCAGGCCAAGUGCACUGCAUACCCUCACGGGUCCUUCUGCAGGAUUAAUAAUCCCUGGAACUUAAGUUACACCUUAGUGUAUUUGUUAAAAUUAAAAUUCUCUUGCACGCAUGGCAGCUUCCCAUGGUCCUUCGAGAGAUUAUAAUGAAGAAAACCCAAAGACUCUUUGGAAAUUGGCAGUCAGCUUCCGCCAGGCUCUCAGAAGUGUUGUUGGCAAAUGACCAGCAUUGUUUUCCUUAGAAAGUGACACAAAGACUUGACUUUCCUGCUGCUUUUAUCAUUUUUCUUCCCAAUUCAUUGAGUUACAUACUUUAAGAUUUUGAGAAGCUGCCUUUCCACUAAUAUAUCCAUAUUUGCCUUUUUUAUAUGGAUGACUGGUUUCCAAAUGUCAGAAAGAAGCAGCCGCAGUUUAAAGAUUAGGUUAAUAUUUAAAUUGUGUUUCCAGAGAAAGAGGAGAAACCUUGAGAUUACUGAUUACAUAAAACAAAUAACUCAUAUAGCAGGUGUUAAUUCAAUCCAGGGUGAAUUUAAUUUACCAGAUGCAUUUGUAAGCCUUAAUAUAAUAUACAUAAGCAAUGAGAGCUUAAUAGAACAUUUGAGCCUUUAUUUUAAGAGGAAAGGAAAUAAAACUUUAACUUUAUGCCAGUGGGAUUGUUAGUGUUCACCAAACACUGCUGGCUUAGAAAAGCUUUUUGUCCCCAUGCUACUCUUUUUAUGCCUCCCUGGAAAAUAAUAAAAAGCAUUUUCAGAAAAGGAAUAAUUUUAAAGUACUUUAAAAUAAGUGUUGAUGAUGGCAAAAAAAAAAAGGGAACUUAUUUGAUUUGUUGAUAAAAUAUUCGUGAGGUUGGUGCUGCUACUGAGACUGAACAUGCUAGGGUACAAGAGAAGGAAUGCUUCUUGCUAGUGGUCUUCUUAGACCCUCCCACUCCCUAAGAACUCUACAGAGCAAGGACAGAAUCACUUCUUACUUAGAGGGAGAGCUGAAUGCAGUGACCCUAUUUACCACAUCCCAAACUCAGUCACAUUUCAGUUUGAAAAGAAAACUGGAAGAUGGAGUUUCUGUCCUGACUUGUUAGAAUUCCUGGGGCCUUUUGAUGGUUCCCAUGGGGGCCAAAGAAGAGAAGAUUUAAUAUGGUGAUGUGUUGUCAUAAAACAUUUGAUUGUUUUUGCUCACUGGGAUUCUUUGAAGAUUGUUAUUGAUAAGAGAAACACUAAAGAAACUCUUGGUUAUAUAUUUGGCUGCUCUCAUUUUGGCAAGUGUUUAAAUGUGUCAUUAGACAAAAGGUGCUCUACAACAGUUGGCUCUGACUGGAGACCAAAGUUCUCUCAAGUUGAUCCGUGAACUGCUUCUGUCAGAGAUGCUCUCUGCGCACACCAAUCUGGGCAGCUGACAAGCCAGAAAUUAGAUGUAUAACUGGCUUUCCUCUGAGUCAGCCAAUGCUUUGGGUUAUAUUUAAGCACAAUCUUUCUAUGUUAUACCAAGUUCCAAAGGUUGUAGUUCUUUUUUUUUUCCUUCCUUCCUUCCUUUUUUUUUUUUUUUAAAUGAGAAUCAGUUCUUCCAGUGCCUUAAUUCUGUUAUUAGGCAAUAUGAGGAGGCAUCUACCUACCUACCCACCUAUGAAAACUGUAACAUUUCUAGAUAUUUAUCUAUUUUUAUUUAUUUGUAUAUUGGUGAGAAUUGGUAAUAUGAUUUCCUCAUAAUUCAGGCUUUCAGGUGUUAUAAUUUGGAGAAGACCUAUUAGCACUAAGAAAUUGGUACAUAAGCUAUUUAAUAUACAAAUAACCCAGAUGUUUGGGGCAGUGAGUUGUAUAGUAUUAAAGAUUUCAGCUAUCAGGCAUUUAGAGGUAAGAUAAUGGAUGCACAGGAAUAUCAACUCAUUAGAAGAAAAAGAUUUAUAGCUUCAGUUUUCAUUCUAGAAUGUGCAGUAAUAUUCAGGCCCCAGUCUUUUCCGUCAGUUGCAUAAAAAUACAUCCUUUGAUGCUUGCAUACAUUUAACAGAUGAUGCUCAAGUGUGUCAUGUUUGAGUUGUUAUUGUGCAAAAGAAUUAAUGGCCACUUAUUUUAAUUUCCUUUAUUUCCAUCCCAAAGAAUGAGUCUCCCAAGAGGGCUGAGAGAGAAGAUGGUUCUUGGCCCCUAGUAUUCUGUUAAUAGAUGAGAGAAGCAAUUUGUUCACUUUAUUCCACAGACUGUGCUCUGUGGUUUAUGGCUCAGUUUUAUCUGGCCAACUUAAAACAUAAACCUCAUCCUUAACAGUUUUCUACAUACACUGGCUUUCUGUUUUACUAGUACAUAAAACCAUUUCAGCAUAUCCAGUGGACACAAAUAUUGUGUCUGUUGAACUAUCUGAAAUUAUUCCAUUCCUUAUUUACAAGUGUUCUAAGACUCUCAAAAUAUAAAAUAUUGUACAUUUUGAAGAGUUUCUUUGUAUACAAUAUGAGUAGGAUUAUGAUGAAUGCAGAGUCUGCACUGCCCCAUAACAGGGCACUAGUGAAUGUGAUCAAGGCCCAACUAUUUAGGACUUUGAAUGGGGCAGAAAGCCCAGCCUCAGGUCAUAUUUUACAGUCAGUCUCGCACAGCUUCUAAGUUAAAUCAAAGUGUUUAUGAUAGUUAUAAGGUCAGAAUUUUACCUAAGUUAGGCCAAAAGGACAGUUUUUAAGGUUGCUGUCCCAAACCAUUUAUGUGUCUGUUUAUUUAACAUCCUCUGAAUGCCCAUGGGGUUCUGCAGCCCUGUACCAGAUGCUGAGAUACAGAAAGAAUAUUAGUCCUUAAUUAAUAAAGACUUGAUCUUUGUGUUUAUUUGGAGGUGGACUGCAAAUAAAUACAAAGAUCAAGAAAUAAGUACCAUCCUCAAAUACAAAGAUGAAAGCUAUUUUUAUUAUAAGCAUCACCCUAUUCUGCUCACAUUUAUCUCAAGCAUAAAGGCAUAUUCCCCAUGAUCACAGUGCUUCUUUGGCAAUAAAAAUAAGUUUGUGUUUUUGAAACUGUGAAAAAUAAUAUCAGGUUGUACUGUUUCAUUUAAACCUAGACAUUGGCAGUGUCAGGCUGCUUGGACUCAAUCAAUGCCAAGAUGUAGCAUGUUAAUUGCAACUGAGAAAGGAAGUGGCAGGUGUUUCCAACCCUGAUGAGCUGCAAUGAAAUUGAUGUUUUCUGCAUUCUGGAGGCAAAUGACAAUUCAGCAGUGUCUCUCUUCCCAGGAAGCAGAUUUACAGGCUUUUCCUUCCAAACUGAAAAUGGCAGCAUGCCCCACCCAGGUGGUUGAUCAGAGAACUACCUCAGCAGGGCAGAGGUGGCAGGGGGCAGCCGGGGCCGCCACAUGAACAGAGAGCAGCAGUCAUUGGAUGUGGUGAGCUCAAAUGUGGGAGUUUAUUGUAAUAAGAAAGUUCACAUACAGGGGAAAGUGUACGAUUUCAUCUGCUGUUUAUCUUCUAACCUCACUGCUGAGUAGCUUGUAAAAGAUUAAUUUGCUCCAACAAUUGGAAACUAUUCAUGUGGAUGGAAAUGUGUUAUUUGUGCACUGCUAUAGAUACUGAAAUGAACCAAAAAUAAAUGGUUUUGUGUCUCAGGAAUCAAAA